Molecule: messenger RNA, 483 nt
Organism: Indicator indicator
Lineage: Eukaryota; Metazoa; Chordata; Aves; Piciformes; Indicatoridae
Gene: RBX1
Product: ring-box 1
Exons: 5
Coding region: 7-333 (108 amino acids)
Biological process (GO): protein ubiquitination; ubiquitin-dependent protein catabolic process
Cellular component (GO): cullin-RING ubiquitin ligase complex; nucleus
Molecular function (GO): zinc ion binding; ubiquitin protein ligase activity; cullin family protein binding
Source: RefSeq, a predicted model, not a curated record
UCCAAAAUGGCGGCCGCAAUGGAUGUGGAUACUCCUAGUGGCACCAACAGCGGCGCCGGCAAGAAGCGCUUCGAAGUGAAAAAAUGGAACGCAGUAGCUCUGUGGGCAUGGGACAUUGUGGUUGAUAACUGUGCCAUUUGCAGAAAUCAUAUUAUGGAUCUAUGCAUAGAAUGUCAAGCAAACCAAGCAUCAGCUACUUCUGAAGAGUGCACAGUUGCAUGGGGUGUCUGCAAUCAUGCUUUUCACUUCCACUGCAUCUCUCGCUGGCUCAAGACUCGCCAAGUAUGUCCGCUGGACAACAGGGAAUGGGAGUUCCAAAAGUAUGGACACUAGAGACAUGGUCACCAUGCUUCUUGUUACAUCGUCAGCCUCAAGUCAUUCUUGUCACUAUGGGUUUGUUUUAGCAACUUGAAACAUCAGUAGUGUGUACAAUUCUUCUGUAAUCUUCAUUUCUCCCUAUUGUAUACCAUUGAAUAAAACGUG